AUGACAGAGCAAAUAUUGAAAGAGGAGACAAUAGCUUCAAAUUUUUUUAUGAAUAAUAUGGAUAAAUUUCUGUCAAAGUCAGGUGUUUCUGCAGUACUGAGAAAGAAGUUAGAAGAAACUCAUAUAGAUAAUGAUAAAUAUUAUAAAUUAUUGAAAGAAGCUGAACAACGUGUUAAAUUGAAACGAAUCGAAGCGGAACAAAAACAACAAACAAAAAGUACAUUAAUAUCUACUGAACAACUGUCGAAAAAGCUUGAUAUGCGAUCAGCUUCCCCAAAAACUAAAGCAUUACUUUAUGAAGGGACUUCAUAUGAAGGAAAAGGAAGGAAACAGUAUUUGGAUAAACGCUAUCACAAAGCACCAGAAGAUAAAUUCCCUUAUCCAUUGCCAAUAUCAUGGGAUUAUGGAUGGCGUUUAUCUGAUUGGAUUGGAAAAGAUUCAUUUAAAAAAUCACCACAUGGUCGAGUUUGUAUUGUAAACAACACAUUUUACAAUCGAACCGGUAUUCAGUUUGGUAGUAAGACUGAACCAAAGCCUUGGUAUGCUUGAAGAAAUAAUUUUAACUUUUCAAGGUUAAAUAAACUCCUGACAAUAAAUAUCUCAUUUAUA
Heterobilharzia americana is the source of this 609-nucleotide messenger RNA. The record is from the annotation of a GenBank genome assembly. NCBI's taxonomy places the organism in Eukaryota, Metazoa, Platyhelminthes, Trematoda, Strigeidida, Schistosomatidae.